AUGUCGAUCAAGGCCAUCUUCUACAGCAAGUUUGAUCCUCAUGAAGGCGCGCCGCUCCGUCCCAAGAUCGUGCAUCAAGUGCCUGAGGACUCGGUCUUGACCACGAGCGAACCCUCUGCAUCGUCCUCCAAUGGCCCGGCCACCAGUGCUCCGUCGACUGCACCAUUGCUGUCCUUCUCAACCAUCUCGCGCUUUGUGAUCCCUCGUCAAUCGCUCUGCGGGAAUCUGAUCUCCCUCUCUCCUCCGCCGCUCACCUCGAACACGCCUCCCACGCUCGUCCUGUCGUAUCCUAUAUGUCUGACAUCCCCGCGAUACCCGCGCAAUGAGUUCAUCUUCAAUUUCGCUUUGGUCCUCGGAGACCCCGCAACGAUCGACGUGCCUUCGUAUAAGUCGGUGGUGAAGAAACUGGCGCACUUGAUGCGCAGCCUGGAGGAGCAGUCGCGCUUCUUGAGUGACGACUCUGCAGCCCCAAACUCGGGCAAGAUAUACAGCCUGUGUGAGAUGCUGAUGGAGGAUCUGAACAACUACUCUGAAUGCAUGAUUCCGAUCGACGAGUUAAACACAUUGAACAUCAAGCUGUUCCCCACACUGCCGAACCCCGCGAGCGUCAAGCCCUGGCAUGUACCACUGUUCACCGUUAGAAUCGAGACCAUGGUGGACGAGAAUUGGGACUUGACCAUGCUGCGGCUCAUUCCCUUCAUAAAUGGCGUGAAUAGUGUAAAACGGAUCGCGGUGCUCGCGGACGCCGACCUCAAGCUCACGAAGAAGUGCAUCAAACACCUGCUCUACUACGGAUGUAUCUUAUUGCUCGACAUCUUCAGCUUCAGCGCCAUCUAUGCCCCGACCGCCGAAUUUGCCAACAUGAUCGCCAAGGACACGGACAUGCAGAAGGAAUGCGCUCGGUACGUCAACAUGGCAUUCGGCCCAGGCGGACAAGAGGAAGCUGUCAUUGACGGCGCCACUGAACGACGGACGAGUGGCUUGACGAAUGCGACCCUCCAAGAUGAAGAGAUAUGGCCCCUGACCGGGAAAGGCGACCCCAUCGACGGCGUCACGAUCGUCCAGCUUUUCGCGAACCUGCGACAAGGUCUCACUGUGCGAGAAUGGUAUGCCCAGAAUGCAAACUUGCUUGCGAACAUCGACAUGCGGCGGUUCGUUACGUUUGGAGUCAUCAAGGGAUUCCUCUAUCGGGUUCACCGAUACGCCAUCCGCACACAGAAAGGGGCAUUCUCCCACGGGCCGCCCGGCGGAAGCAUGACCCAGUACGCUGAUCUGACGCGGAGCAUGUCCAGCGAACGCCAAUUUACCGAAGAGACCUCGCCGCGGACCAGACACAAACAGCACAAGCAGUCCAGGAGUGUGGAGAAAUCCAUGGUGGAGAACCAGACUCUGAAUGCCAGAAUAGCGGAGUUUCUCGACGGUACACACUGUUUCGACGAGAUAUGCACGGAGCUGGGGAUCAGUGAGAAGGAUCUCACCGAGAGGUUGAAGAGUCGCGAAAUGGGCGAUGUCACUAUCAUCUGCAGGUGA
Fonsecaea nubica is the source of this 1530-nucleotide messenger RNA. RefSeq lists its product as hypothetical. Gene Ontology annotation, molecular function: GTPase activator activity. Lineage: Eukaryota; Fungi; Ascomycota; Eurotiomycetes; Chaetothyriales; Herpotrichiellaceae. The record is from RefSeq and is a predicted model, not a curated record. Gene Ontology annotation, cellular component: vacuolar membrane; GATOR1 complex. The coding region runs from base 1 to 1530 and encodes 509 amino acids. The transcript has 2 exons. Gene Ontology annotation, biological process: negative regulation of TORC1 signaling; positive regulation of autophagy.